AUGGGUCUCAAGGGUCUUGGAGCGGGAGCGAAAACCUGGGCAGCCCGUGGUCUCGAGGAUCUGCAUGUAACCAUGACCCAAGUCGCUCAAGUCCAUCGUUCGCUUAGCGCAGAGCGGCAGGUUGGCCAUGCCACUUUAACUGCUGAUCGUCUUGGUUUCGAGGUCCGUGCCAUAAAUAGGGCAUCGUUUACGUACAUACUUUUUCGCUGA
This is a messenger RNA of Penicillium verhagenii, 210 nucleotides long. RefSeq lists its product as uncharacterized. Bases 1 to 210 code for a protein of 69 amino acids. The transcript has a single exon. The record is from RefSeq and is a predicted model, not a curated record. Lineage: Eukaryota; Fungi; Ascomycota; Eurotiomycetes; Eurotiales; Aspergillaceae.